CACACUUUUUUUGCUAAAUCCAUAACCCAUAACCCAUAACUCCUGACUUCCUGAGACCUGAGUUCUUACUGCCUUCCCUCUUCCUCAUUCCCCCAAAUUGCAAAACCCUAACCCAUCUCUUCCCGAUUUAUUUCUCGUGUUCCACUGUUCCGGCUGUCCCCACUCCGCCGCAGCCGAGCAACGCUGCCAACGCACGCAGCCUCGCAGACUCGCAGUCGUCGCAGCCCCUCAGCCAGUCAGCCGUAGUGAGGAUGCUAUCCCGCACAAGAUGGGAGGUGGUACUUCUUUACCCCAAGAGAAAAAAUGUAUCCUAAUGGGGGUCGUCCGAAACGAAGCGCAUCGAACGGUAAAUGGAAAGCCAUAUCAAGACCAUUCGAUAUUACCGAUAAGCGUUAUGGAAUACUUAUUGGACACAAAAGAAUUUUAGCUUACGAGGAAAUAGGCGAUUCUAAUGAAAAGACUUUGAAUCACAAGAAAAAGUCUAAAAAGACUUUGAGUCAUAAGAAAAAAGAUGAUGAUUCUAAACCAAUUACGACCAUUUGGGGCAUGUACGAAUAUUGGAUCCAUGAAUCGUCCGAAAUACUUCAAUUGAAAAAAGAUUAUCCGAGUACAAGGUUGGAUUACGUGCUAUGUAUCAUAUACAAAAAGGAAAACAAAGGAAAAGGCAGAAAGAAGUCGAAAAAUUCACCACUAGUAGCGACUGAUAAAAAGGAAGGACAACUUGUACUGAAUGACAAACGUGCUGAGAACGCGGCCGUCGGUACUACAAUCGAGCAUCCCUGCACUAGUCUUCCAAUCCCAUCAGCCUUCGAGGUUGGAAGUACAAGCAGUAGUACCAUAAACCUUGCUGAGAACGCAGCCGUCGGUACUAUAAUCGGGCAUCCCUGCACUAGUCUUCUUAUCCCAUCAGCCUUCGAGGUUGGAAGUACAAGCAGUAGUACCAUAAACCUUGCUGAGAACGCAGCCAUCGGUACUAUAAUCGGGCAUCCCUGCACUAGUCUUCUUAUCCCAUCAGCCUUCGAGGUUGGAAGUACAAGCAGUAGUGGUAGCAUAAAACCUGCUGAGAACGUAGAUGUCGGUACUACAAUCGAGCAUCCCUGCACCAGUUCUUCAAUGCCAUCAACCUUCGAGGUUGGAAGUACAAGCAAUAGCACCAUAAAUGAAUAUCCCGGCCACACAAGUAUGCCAUCAACGUUCGAGGUUGGUAAUACAAGUAGUAAUACUAAUAAUGCUACUUAUAAUUUCGACGACAUAAUGAUGGACCUUUCGUGGUUGAACGAGUAUAUUUAAAAGAGUUAUUUGAUUUAUAGAAUUCUGAAAAUAUAAGAUUAUGGAAUUUCUUGCUAGAGGUAAAGGUAGUGGUCGGAAUUUUGAGCUAGUAGAUUUUAUUUAUUUUAGAUUGUUAAGACAAACAAAGCCCCUCGCCAUUUUUCUUUCUUCAUUUCACAA
Molecule: messenger RNA, 1449 nt
Organism: Chenopodium quinoa (quinoa)
Lineage: Eukaryota; Viridiplantae; Streptophyta; Magnoliopsida; Caryophyllales; Amaranthaceae
Exons: 3
Coding region: 304-1290 (328 amino acids)
Biological process (GO): regulation of DNA-templated transcription
Molecular function (GO): DNA binding
Source: RefSeq, a predicted model, not a curated record